UAAUGCAGUUUCCAGAGAUCAAACUCAGGCUGUUUGUUUUCACCAAGCCCUUUACCCACCGAGCCGUUUCACCAGCCGUUUUCCACAUUGAGAUAGCAACUCUGUAGUCAAGGCUUACCCUAAACUCACCAUGUAGUCCAGGCUGGCCAUGAACUCAUGCCUGCCCCAGUUUCCUGAAUGCUGGGACGUAGGCUUGUGGCACAACACCCAACAGAACUGUUGUUGAGCCCUGCUGUAGGUAGCCUAGGCUGGCUCCUGUGUGGCUGAGGACGGCCUUGAGCUCCCUGACUCCUGGGAUUUUGCACAUCCGGGGUUACAGUGAGAAGGAUUGGAGCACCACUGGGACAGCUAAAGAAAACCCUAGCUCAGGUCGGCCUGGCCUGUGAGGGUCUUCAGGUGUACAGGUGGGGACAGGUGCGGGAAUCAGGACCAGAGGGUUGGCUGUACCAGGAGCCCCCGAGAGUCCACAGUUGCCCCAGGCAAAGGGGGACUGGGAUCGGAGUGACUGGGUCCCACCCAGCUUGCAGGUGGCUUGCAACCCCAGGCGCUGGCCUGUUCUCUUCCAAUCACCAAGUCUGUGGCCUGUGCUUCCUGUGUGGAGGCGCACCCCUCUGGGCUGCUGGGAAGUCUGCGUGCUGCCCUUGAACUACGCCCCUAAGGCCCCUAAGAAGAGGCGUGGCCUAGACAGGGCCUCCAGGACAGACUACACCCCUCUGGGUGGGUGGCUAUGUGUGGCUAUGUGCAUCUAGCCUGUGCCCCACCUGGUGCUAGGCCUUCUGCACAUUGACUGUGCCUGAACAGCUCUCUUCUCAGGAUUAAGGUGUGUGAUCAACUGUAAGAAUCCAGUUCUGGGCUCCCGUCUCCCCCACCCUAGGAUACUGUUAUUAGAUUGUUAUUAAAAUGUCAAGACAAAGCAUGGUGGCUCAUGCCUGUUCUCCCCACACUUAGGCAGGAGGGCCAGCUUGGGUAAGAGUGCACAGGAAGACACAUGUGCACGCUGGUCCACCCUACUCAUGCCUGAGACUAUAGUACUGCAGGUCCAAGGCUGUUCCUGCUGAUACUUGGAGAAUUCCCAGGGGACAGACCCACUUUACCCCUGAAUCUCCUGCUGGGCAGAAGCCUAUGACUGAGUUGUCCUUUGUAGCAUGGGCUUGACCUGAGCCCCACCGGAGCUGGUGGUCCAUGCGAUCUUUUCCUGUCAUAGUAUCCAGGUGUUGUGAGAAGCACGCGGGCCUCUGCUGUAGACCACAGUCCAUACCUGUACGCAGCGGUACAUGGGCUGACACCAGCUUUGUGGCUUUCGACGGUCUGUGAGUGCUGGGCAGCACCCAUGGCCCAUGGUUUCCUAAGAGCAGAGUCACCCUCACUGAGACCUGGGUCAGGAGGUCCCUUGAACCCUGAGGCUGUGUCCCUCGUGCCCAUCCUCGCCUUCAGUCGCUCCUUUCUGUGAUUUGUGCUGUAGAGAUGUCUGGGUGUCAGGCACAGAGAGCAGGGCAGUGGUUCAUUCUUCGCCCAUACUGAGUGCAUACCGACUGUCAGGCCUGUGUGCACCCCGAGUUGGUUCUGGGCUGCAGCUUCCGAUGAUUCCAUGUGCCAUCCUGUGUCAGCACGUGUCCAGUUGAGUGUGAGCAUGGUGGAUAUGGUGGCUGGGUUGGCCAUCUCUUAUGAAGUCUGUUGAUGGGUCCCCCCAGAUGGUCUUCCAGUGCUGUGGUCCAGACCCUCAGCCCUUUUCUGAGGACUGUCAGCCCAGGUGUUGGUGAGCCACCACAGUGGCUCCCUCCACACUCAGCCCCAGCUGGUCUCUGCAUGACCAGGAGCAGGUGAGCUGUGGUGGUAUUUGGGGUACCUUUCUCUAAAGACAAGGUACUGACAAGUCUGGCCAUUGCUGGUCCUAUGUAGGAGUCGCCCCUUCCCCAUUCCCAUCAGCCUCAUGGGGCAGACAUAUAUCUGUUACGAUCAUCAGAUCCCAACUUAAUAUGCAGCCCCACUGGCCAGAUAGCACCACACCUUGUAGGCGAUGCUCCUUUCCUUUCUUGGUUUGAACCCCAAAUUUCUCUAGUAGCUUUUUUCCAGGACUCAGUGCUGGGGAAUCCUGGUUUGUCAUAGCCUGGGUCUGCAAGAAACAGGAAGUCCAUGCUGGGUUGCCACUCAGGUGCAUAGCUCUGGGACUGCGGCCAGACCCCACCCACUGCAGGACUCCCAUGACGGAUGUUGUCCCUGCUUGUCCCCUCAGCUGGAUACCAGGUCUAGCUUGGGAACUGCCGGUGACGUCAGCUAGGGACUGUGACAUCACUGAGUGGAGAUGUAGGGAAAGGGCUUGGGGCCUCCAGCAGGGAGCAGCCGGGGUCCCAGCAAGAUGGGGGACCCCAAAAAGAACAGGGCAGUGGGGCACCACGAGAUUUAAGGCGGUGGGACCUGUUGGCAGAAUGUCUUCUCUCUCUGCAAGCGACCCUGAGGCCACCAAGAUGAGCACCGCAGCCAGGCCUUCGAGCACACCCGGGUGUCAAUAGCCGGGAGCCAAGGGGCCACCGGGCGCAAUGGUGUACUAGGCCGGGCGCGAGCUCAGGUUUCGCACUCGGAUCUCACGGCAGAGUCACCGUGGAGAGGCCAGGGUACCACAAACUUAUGGAUUUUGACAAGAAAGGAGGGAAGGGGGAGUUGGAGGAGGGCCGGAGAAUGUCCAAGACCGGCACAAGCCGGAGCAACCAUGGCGUCCGCAGCUCGGGGACCAGCUCAGGGGUCUUGAUGGUGGGCCCCAAUUUCCGAGUCGGCAAGAAGAUAGGCUGUGGGAACUUCGGAGAGCUUCGCCUAGGAAAGAACCUGUAUACAAACGAGUACGUGGCCAUCAAGCUGGAGCCCAUCAAGUCCCGGGCCCCACAGCUGCACCUGGAGUACCGCUUCUACAAGCAGCUUAGCACGGCAGAGGGCGUCCCUCAGGUCUACUAUUUUGGCCCGUGCGGGAAGUACAAUGCCAUGGUGCUGGAGCUGCUGGGGCCCAGCCUGGAGGACCUGUUCGACCUGUGCGACCGCACCUUCACACUGAAGACGGUGCUGAUGAUUGCCAUCCAGCUGAUCACACGCAUGGAGUACGUCCAUACCAAGAGCCUCAUCUACCGCGACGUGAAGCCAGAGAACUUCCUGGUCGGGCGACCCGGCAGCAAACGGCAACACGCCAUCCACAUCAUCGACUUCGGGCUGGCCAAGGAGUACAUCGACCCUGAGACCAAGAAGCACAUCCCGUACCGCGAGCACAAGAGCCUGACGGGCACGGCGCGCUACAUGAGCAUCAACACGCACCUGGGCAAGGAGCAGAGCCGCAGGGAUGACCUGGAGGCGCUGGGACACAUGUUCAUGUACUUCCUACGCGGGAGCCUGCCCUGGCAGGGACUCAAGGCUGACACGCUGAAGGAGCGCUACCAGAAGAUUGGUGACACCAAGCGCGCCACGCCCAUUGAGGCGCUGUGUGAGAGCUUCCCUGAGGAGAUGGCCACCUAUUUGCGCUAUGUACGGCGCCUGGACUUCUUCGAGAAGCCAGACUACGACUACCUGAGGAAGCUCUUCACCGACCUCUUCGACCGCAGCGGCUACGUGUUCGACUACGAGUAUGACUGGGCCGGGAAGCCCCUGCCGACACCAAUCGGCACCGUCCACACUGACGUGCCCUCCCAGCCACCUCAUCGCGACAAAGCCCAGCCCCACAACAAGAACCAGGCACUGAACUCCACUAACGGUGAGCUGAACGCGGAUGACCCCACCGCGGGCCACUCCAACGCCCCCAUCGCGGCCCCUGCAGAAGUAGAGGUGGCGGAUGAAACCAAGUGUUGCUGCUUCUUCAAGAGGAGAAAGAGAAAAUCCCUGCAGAGACACAAGUGAGGGUGGGUGCAGCCGCUGCCGAGUUCCCCAGGCGGUGUCCAGUAGGCUGGCAGUGUCCUUGGUGGCAUGGGGCUCUUUGGCCCAACUGCAGGCACCAUCUUCGGGGAUUUGGGGUCACUUCCUUCACACAGGACUUUGGCGGAAAUCUCUACGCCCAUGUCUCAUCCCCUUCGAGAGCAUUAACUAUUUAAAACCAGGAGAGAAGCGUCGCGCCGUCCCCGCUGCGCCCCCAUUAGCUCAUAAAGUCCAGCUUGUCCCCUCGAUCCAAAGGCCGUUUUCUCGAGUGGGGCAGGCCCGGGGCAUGGGUGUUAAAUGGGGAGGCCAUGAGGCCUUGGCCACUAGGGGAGGCACGUGUGCUACCACAAUGCUGCACCAAAGCUGGGGUGGAGCACGGGAUGGUCACCACGCAGGGACUGGACUGGGCCCCAUGGAGCCAGGGCGGCUGUGACCUGUGUCUCUGUGUGCUGGGCCCACGGGACAGAAUCGCCUUAACGCCCGAUCUGGGGCAGCAGAGAGGCGGUCCCCAUGGGAGAGCCAGGCUGUGGUCGCGGGAGCCGAGUUCUUGCUUUACAACGUGUACAGAAAUGAACUUAUGUUUCUCCGGCGCUUCCUUGAAGCCAUAGAGUUUAGGGG
Molecule: messenger RNA, 4506 nt
Organism: Myodes glareolus (Bank vole)
Lineage: Eukaryota; Metazoa; Chordata; Mammalia; Rodentia; Cricetidae
Source: RefSeq, a predicted model, not a curated record